GAUCAUCGAUCCUUUUCUUCGCUACACAACUCCAUUCCCGAAGAAUGGUGGGUCUGCUCGAGAAUGCUGCUUCAUGUCGCAGAGAUUUGCGCUGAUGGGUCUGCUCGAGAAUGCCAGAGUCGAAAAGAAUGAGGCAUAGAGAACCACCAAAGUUUCCUUGUGAAACUGGGGUAGAGCUAGACAGAUUAAGCAGCUUGCCUAAGCGUGUUCUGUACCAAAUUCUGUCACAGCUCUCCAUUAGAGAUGCUGUGAGAACGAGUGCCUUGUCUAGGAAAUGGAGGUACAACUGGACGAAAAAUCCCAAUCUUGUGUUUGACAACAACUGCAUUGCAUCUCCUUCUCAAGAUCAGGCCCAUAUCAAGAACAAACUAGUUAACGUUGUUUAUCACGUCCUGCUACACCACACUGGAGCCAUUGACAAGUUUAAGCUCUCCCACCGUGAAUUGGUAGGUGCUAGCGACAUUAACCGGUGGAUUCUCCAUCUGUCGAGCCGCCCGAUCAAGGAGUUCGUCCUCGAGAUAUGGAAAGGGACUCGGUACGAGAUUCCAUGUUGUCUGUUCUCUUAUCAGAAUUUAAUCCACUUGGAGCUGUUCAAUUGUUUGCUGAGACCGCCUUCGAGUUUCAAGGGGUUUGGUAAUCUCAAGAGUCUUGAUCUGCAACAUGUCACUCUUGCACAGGAUGCGUUUGAGGAUCUAAUUACUAAUUGCCCUUUGCUCGAGAGGCUAGCUCUCAUGAAUUUUGAUGGUUUCAGUCAACUCAAGAUCAAUGCACCAAACCUGCAGUUCUUUGAUAUUGGCGGUGUCUUUGAUGAUGUGAGUUUUGAGCAUACUUUUCAUUUGACUCUUGUUUCCAUUGGGUUGUAUAAGAACCUGAAAAAUGAACGGAAUGUGGCGCUGGGUGGAAGCUCGAGUAAACUGCUCAGUUUCUUUGCUAAUCUUCCUUAUAUACGAAGGCUAGAGGUUCAGAGUUACUUUCUCACGUAUUUGGCCAUGGGAAACGUCCCAACCAGGCUGCCAAAACCAUGUACCGAUCUGAAUUACCUUUCAAUACGCGUAAACUUCAACGAUAUGGACGAGAGUGCUGCUGCUCUGUGCCUCCUGAAAAGUUCACCUAAUCUGCAAGAAGUAGAGAUGAUGGCUCGCCCGGAAGAACAGUCUGGUGGUGGAAGAACAAUAACCAGCUCCUGGGAAGAUGAUCAUUGGACUAGUCUGUUUCUCCAACUGCGAUCAGUGAAGCUAGUUGGCAUCUCUGGAGUUCAACCUGAACUCGACUGCAUAAAGUUUCUGCUCUCGAAUUCGCCGGCCCUGGAGAGAAUGAGCAUCAAGCCGAUAUUGGUUGAUGGAGGGUUGGACUUGCUCAAGGACUCGCUUCAAUUCAGUCGGGCCUCUGUUAUGGCAGAGAUAAUUUAUCUAGACCCGUAAAAAGUUGCUUCUGCUGCUAAAAUUCGUUGCUGUUGCGGAAAAGGGUAUAAACUAUGGAAUCUAUCUACCUAAGCAAUUUCUCUAUUUAUACUUCAUCAUUUCAAUUUUCUAGACUUCUUGUAAAUUCGAGAAGAAAUUCAUGUUAGGACAAAUUCUUUUAUGAUAUAAAUUGAACAUAUACCU
Molecule: messenger RNA, 1604 nt
Organism: Linum trigynum
Lineage: Eukaryota; Viridiplantae; Streptophyta; Magnoliopsida; Malpighiales; Linaceae
Source: the annotation of a GenBank genome assembly